Messenger RNA from Vicia villosa (hairy vetch), 779 nucleotides. RefSeq lists its product as uncharacterized. The record is from RefSeq and is a predicted model, not a curated record. NCBI's taxonomy places the organism in Eukaryota, Viridiplantae, Streptophyta, Magnoliopsida, Fabales, Fabaceae. Bases 57 to 506 code for a protein of 149 amino acids. The transcript has a single exon.
CUAAGCUAGUAGUACUACAUAGAAUAGAAUCAUAUAACUAAAACUCUAAGAGGAUCAUGAGUCAAGCACUAGCAAGAAAGAUAUCAUUCUCAUGGGAAAAGAAACCAGGUAUCUCUAAGGAAAGUUUUAGUACUCAUGGUGAAAAUAUGAUUAUUCAAAGAGAGAAGGAUUUGAAGGCUAAGUUACCACCUCCUCCAAGUUCAUUAGAUGGAUCAAGUACUCCUAGGAAUCUUGGUCAUGAUUUUCAAAUUCCACUUCCUCCUUGUGCUUUUCAACCUCCUUAUUAUAGAACUUGUUCUAAAAAGGGACUUGAUGAUGAUCCUUUUUUGGCAGCUUAUAAAGAGUGUACCAAGAGUAAGAAAAGUGGUAAGAGGGACAAGAAGUUGAGUAAAGGUGGUGGUAGUUUUUGUGUAUUUAGGUCUUUUUUCUCAUGUAAGAGAUCUUGUCAUGUUUAUGACAAUAAUUUGGGUAGAAUCUCUCAUCACUCCCCACAAAACAUAGAUUGAGGUUGACAUGUAUGGUUUAAUUAAUCACAUAUGUAGUUACUUUCAUGAACUUGUGUUUUGUUUAGACUAGUCAAACAACUCUAGUGUUAUGUUCUAGGGGUGUGAAUAAUAGUUUCUUAAAAUGUUAUAAAUGAUAGUACUUAUGAUGCCUCUAGUUAACAAGGUAAAAACCAUUUCAAUCUAACUUAGUUUUUGAUUUUUGAACGAAAGGGGUGAUAUUUGGAGUUAAGCCAAUUUAAGCCCCCUUAGACAAAAAGGUAUGAAAUUUCUUUA